Ornithodoros turicata is the source of this 1724-nucleotide messenger RNA. RefSeq lists its product as uncharacterized. The record is from RefSeq and is a predicted model, not a curated record. The transcript has 2 exons. Lineage: Eukaryota; Metazoa; Arthropoda; Arachnida; Ixodida; Argasidae. The coding region runs from base 96 to 1487 and encodes 463 amino acids.
UUUAGGGAUGUCGCUUCUCCGUUUCCUCCUCCCUCUUUCCUCCUCUCCCGAAGGACCUUACCUGGGCAACAUGGCGGACGAGGCGCGGGCUCCGUAUGAGAAUCAUCUUCAUCGUCUUUGGAUACUCUGGAAGAGGUAAUGCGCCACGGCCUACGCGGAACCAUCAACCGCUCACGAUGAACCCACGGCAGCGAGACGCCCUCUUCUGGAACCCCGACCCACCGCGGGGCAAAGUGAGCGACAAGUGCCUGUGGGCCGCUUGCAAGGCGAUGACCACGGGCCUCCUCCUCAUCGUCAUCGGAGCUUCGAUGGCGACCCUGGGCUUCUACUCUGACCACUUGGCGACCACCAGAGAGCGCCGCGGAAACACUACCGUGUUAGUCAAGAACGAAAACUUCGAAAAGCACCUGGACAGCCUCACGUACGUCGGGCCUCUCGUCAUGGGCAUCGGUGGCUUCAUCAUCGUGGCGACCUGCGUGAUGACCUUCGAGGCGAGAGACACGUCGUCGUCGUCCGCCAAGUUUGUCUCGGCCUGGUUCAAACGGAGCAGGUCGUACGUGGCGCCACGUCCGGAAAUCAGCUGCGGCGCUACCAGCGUCAGCGACGUCUCCUGGGAGCGCUUCUUGCCGGGUGUCCGACACGACUCGACGGUGACCGAGGUGGACCGUUCGAUGGUGACAAACGCGCUCAUCAACUUCAGCAAGAACCUACAGAACAGUUUCGACGGCCGCGUGGUGCCGCCGGGAUCGGCGUCGGCCGAAAAUUCUAGCAGCCCCCGAGAGAAGCUGCACAAGAGCCAAUCCGAUCCAAACAUUGGGCUCGGAUCGCCGACGUUCCGAACGACGUCGCCGCUGCAAAGGGAAGAGGGAAGUGCGGCAGAGCGGGAAUGUUUCUUGAGACCUCCGAACCCGCAGUUACUUCGUCCUAGACCGUUCAAUGUAUCGCCGCACGAUUAUCGCAAGGUGGUGUCCAUGGACUGCCCAUCUCCCCCGACGGUAGAACCGCUAGCCGAAUCGCUUCCUGCCCACAGCAUCUCUUCUCAGGGCUCCAUGGCUAUGGACGUGUACCUUCCAGAGGGCUCCGUGACCCUCAAGGUCAAGGAUAAGACAAAACGGUCAGACUCUAUCAGCCCGAAGGAACCGAGACGGGGUAGCCACGCUUCUACAGCGUCUUCUGGAAGGUUCUCUCAGGACGCACGGAGCUCCGUGGACAGCUGUUCUUCGACGGCGUCGCACAGCCACAGUUCCAGGGUGCCGACGAGUCCCAAGAGUAAAGAGGCGCAAACGUCGCCAAGGGACAGGUGGAAGACCCGACAGAGGGCGGCAUCGUCCGCGGCUGUCGUACUCCAUCAACACGGCAUCGGCGACGUGCACAGGACGCCAGCGUUAGCGACGGCGUCCAAGUCGACGACGAUGAAGAGACAUCCUUUCAUGAGACAAAAAGCCAUCGAGGCGUCCGCGUCGCCGGAAAAAGUACCGCAAGCUUGAAAGAGUUCCUCAUGAGGUGCUAUGAGGUGCUCUGAGGUGUGCAGGGUGAUGCUCCAAAUGUUCGUCUGUUUCCGAAAGUGUCAAAGACGUCAGCCGAGAACGUCCUUUUGUGAACAUGUCUUUCAAUUUCCCAUUCCUCCUAGUGAACUGAGGUGUCGUGAUAAUCAUGAAAAUGGAAUGCUGUCAGUGACACCUGAGCAUUAGCCAAACGCCCAAAAUAGAAUUUUGUCAUUGUUA